UUAUUAGUUUAGAAACAAAAUCCAUUUCAGGAUGAGCAUUUCAAUCUAGAUGAUCAGUACUGUAUACAGGAUGUUACAGAGGUAAAGAAGGUGGAUGCAUCAGAUGUUGCUAUGGAAACUACACAGGUUGACCCUGCAGCAAAUUUGACCUUCAACCUGACCUUGACAGAUAAGGAAAAGAAAGCCAGGAGCGAAGUGAAGCUGCCUUACACUUAUGACGCAAACAGACAAGAUGACUCAUUUACCAGGUCCGUUGGAGAGGGAAAGAUAUUUUACCAACCUGAUGAGGCGGACGAUUUUGAUGAAGAAGAUCCUGAUGACGACCUUGACAUCUGAAUAUAGGCGACCAUUUUGUGAAGAUAUUAAAGGGAAACAGAUGUAAGAUUUAUAAGGUCUGCUAGCAAGAAAAAUAUACUUUUCCAGACUAAUGAAAUGGACCAUAAUGACACUCUAUACAUCUGAAUACUGUUUUAUGCAGACAUGUUUUGAAAUUCAUAAAUGGAAGAUGUGUCCUCUAUUAAGAUCUGUUAGUUAGGGAAAUAUAUUUUGCCACAUGAAAUAUACAACUGAAAGGGAAAAGAGUCUUGACAAUGCAUUAAACAUCUUAAGUAGUUGAUUCCACUUCAUACAUCUGUUGUAACAACUGCCAGCAGGACUGUGGUGAAAGAGCGAGUUGCUGCAUAUAAGGGAAUUGUUGAACUGAAUUGUCAUGCACAGACGGAUUCAAAUUUGCCAUUUGUUAUAUAAAUCAAUAGAGAAUUAUUUAGUUAUUGCCUCACCAAAGUGUCAGAUUCACUUGUUAGUCCUACUCAGUUGUCAUUCUUUACAUACCUGAACAUAGAAAGUGUUUAGA
This is a messenger RNA of Mercenaria mercenaria, 853 nucleotides long. Its product is annotated as elongator complex protein 5-like. Gene Ontology annotation, cellular component: cytosol; elongator holoenzyme complex; nucleus. Gene Ontology annotation, molecular function: tRNA binding. Bases 112 to 336 code for a protein of 74 amino acids. Gene Ontology annotation, biological process: tRNA wobble uridine modification. The record is from RefSeq and is a predicted model, not a curated record. NCBI's taxonomy places the organism in Eukaryota, Metazoa, Mollusca, Bivalvia, Venerida, Veneridae. The transcript has 3 exons.